GUGAUCAUCAAAGAACAGCUGCAGGAGACCAGUGGAAUGUGUGAAUAUGCCGUUUAUGUUCAAGCAUUAAUCUUACGUCUUGAGGGAAAGAUCCAACAGUCCCUGGAGCUAUUUCAGAGCUGCACCAUCCUUAAUCCAAGCAGCAGUGACAAUUUAAAGCAAGUGGCCCGCUCACUAUUUCUUCUGGGAAAGCACAAAGCAGCUAUUGAAAUUUAUCACGAAGCUGCAAAACUUAACGAAAAAGACUGGGAGAUCAGCCAUAAUCUGGGCGUGUGCUGUUACUUCAUCAAAGACUUCAAAAGUGCUGAGGAGCAUCUAAACACGGCUCUUCGGAUAAAUAAACACGACAAGACUUUCAUGAUGCUCGGGAAAGUUCAUCUGCUGGCUGGAGAAACUGACAGGGCCAUUGAAGUGUACAGGAGGGCAGUGGAAUUCUCUCCAGAGAACACUGAACUCCUGACCACGCUUGGCCUCCUUUAUUUACAGCUUGGGAAAUACCAGAAGGCAUUUGAGCACCUUGGGAAUGCCCUCACUUUCGACCCCAACAAUUAUAAGGCCAUCCUGGCUGCAGGCAGCAUGAUGCAAACCCAUGGUGACUUUGAUGUGGCCAUGAACAAGUACAGAGUGGCAGCAUGUGCUGUUCCUGAGAGCCCCCCACUCUGGAACAACAUCGGCAUGUGCUUCUUUGGCAAAAAGAAAUACGUAGCCGCCAUCAGCUGUCUGAAGCGUGCUCACUACUUGUCUCCUUUUGACUGGAAAGUGUUGUACAACCUGGGGCUGGUACACCUGACCAUGCAGCAGUACGCCUCAGCCUUCCACUUCCUCAGUGCAGCCAUCAAUCUGAACCCUCGAAUGGGGGAACUUUACAUGUUGCUGGCAGUGGCUUUGACCAAUUUGGAGGAUGUGGAGAAUGCCACCAGAUCAUAUGAACAAGCUGUGAAUCAGGAUGAAACCAACCCCCUAGUCAACCUGAACUUUGCAAUAUUCCUCUAUAAUCAUGGAGACAAGAAGAGAGCUCUGGAUCAAUACCAGGACAUGGAAAGGAAAGUAAACCUUCUUCGGGACAGCAGUAACAGCUUUGAAUUUGAUCCUGAGCUGAUGGACAUGGCUCAGAAGAUGGGCACUGCCCUGCAGGUUACAGAGGGUCUGGUGUGGACUAAACCAGGCAAGGACUCCAAAUCUAAACCUCACUCAGCAGCAACAACCAAAACCCCUGGUGCUCCUCUUGGUACAAACCAAGCUCUGGGUCAGGCCAUGUCUUCAGCUGCGAGCUACAAUAAGAACAUCCAGCUGCUAAAAGGGGUUUCCAAAGGCCCUCCUACGGCUCCUGAUCCAGAGGUGGAUGUAGAGAAUGCUCCCAGCCCACCGACAGACCCUCCAGGGUCCCCAGAACCUGAAGCCUCAGGCGGCUCCAAACCAAAAACAUCUCGGAAGAAAACUAAGGUGGAGGAAUGAAUUAAUUUAAAAGUCUUACAUCUCUGACAUUAGACCUCUCCAGUGUCACUGUGGUUAGACAAGAAACCUUGGAAUGAAGGUUUAGGUACACAAAUAACUACAAAGUCAUUUACUGUAGUUGAUGAUUAAAAAGGGCAGCACGAUGACAUUUGUUACAAGAUUCCUAUAAAAGUUCUGAAUAAACAGGCAGCUUUGAUGAAAUAAGACCUGAUCUAACAGUGUAAGAAUGUUUGUAUUCAUUAGUAUCGACAUUUGUGAAGUCGCUUGCAUUGUUGUCUCAAGAUGUUUAAAGAUAAGCUGAAAUGAUUCAUUUCCCUCGUAUAGACAUUCCUAUAAGAUCUAAAACUGAAGGAGACAAUCAAUGUUCAAACCAGGGAGGAGGAGGAAGAGGGACAGAUCGUUUAAAUACUAGGACAUUUAUUUAUAGAGAUGCUUUAUGCACAUAAAUGUGAUGUUUACAGAGAGUUAUGUAUUUAUUAAUAAAUCACUAUAAAAAUGCUUUCUAAAAAA
Nematolebias whitei (Rio pearlfish) is the source of this 1965-nucleotide messenger RNA. It is a transcript of the gene bbs4, whose product is annotated as Bardet-Biedl syndrome 4. The record is from RefSeq and is a predicted model, not a curated record. Gene Ontology annotation, biological process: cilium assembly; protein localization to cilium. Gene Ontology annotation, cellular component: ciliary basal body. Lineage: Eukaryota; Metazoa; Chordata; Actinopteri; Cyprinodontiformes; Rivulidae. Gene Ontology annotation, molecular function: protein binding.